UUAUUUUUUUGGAAGAUGGAGAACUACACUAUCAUUUCUGAAUUCAUCCUUCUGGGGUUUCCCUCUGGACUGGAGCUCCAGCUGUUCCUUUUUAUGACCUUCUUCCUAACUUACAUACUAACUGUUUCAGAGAAUCUCAUCAUUAUCUCCAUAGUAAAAAGUAACAGGAAUCUUCACAAACCCAUGUAUUUCUUCCUUGGAAAUUUAUCUUUUUUGGAAAUCUGGUAUAUAAGUGUCACAAUUCCAAAACUGCUAAUAGAUUUCUGGUCACAGAACAAGAUCAUCUCCUUUCAGAGUUGUAUGGCUCAGCUCUACUUCUUCAUCUCACUGAUGUGCACUGAAUGUGUCCUCCUAGCAGUCAUGGCAUAUGAUCGAUACAUAGCUGUGUGUAACCCACUUCGCUAUUCAGCUAUCAUGACCCAUAGACUAUGCUUCCAGCUUGGUGUGCUGUCCUGGGUGUGUGGCUUCUCUGUAUCCUUUGUCAAAGUCAUCUUUAUAUCCAGAUUGACCUUUUGCAGCCCUGGGGUAAUUAAUCACUUUUUCUGUGAUAUCUCCCCAGUACUCAACCUCUCAUGUACUGACAUGUCAGUGGCUGAACUGGUGGAUUUCAUCUUGGCCUUGGUCAUCCUCCUUGGUCCACUCUCUGUAACCAUCGUGUCCUACCUGUUCAUUAUCACGUCUAUUUUUCGCAUCCCCACAACCCAAGGAAAGAAAAAAGCUUUCUCAACUUGUGCUUCACACCUCACUGUGGUCAUUAUCUUUUUCUCAUCAACAGUUUUCAUGUAUGCCAGGCCUCGAAAAAUUCAUCCUUUUAAUCUCAACAAAAUAGUGUCCAUCUUCUAUGCUGUGGUCACUCCAGCUCUCAAUCCGCUCAUCUAUUGCCUGAGAAAUAAGGAAGUGAAAGAGGCAUUGAAGAGAAAUAUAGGAAUGAAAUGUCCUGUUGGAUAA
Sceloporus undulatus (fence lizard) is the source of this 948-nucleotide messenger RNA. Its product is annotated as olfactory receptor 6B1-like. The transcript is spliced from 2 exons. The record is from RefSeq and is a predicted model, not a curated record. Lineage: Eukaryota; Metazoa; Chordata; Lepidosauria; Squamata; Phrynosomatidae. The coding region runs from base 16 to 948 and encodes 310 amino acids. Gene Ontology annotation, cellular component: membrane. Gene Ontology annotation, biological process: G protein-coupled receptor signaling pathway. Gene Ontology annotation, molecular function: G protein-coupled receptor activity; olfactory receptor activity.